AUGGAGGGUACAGACAAGGCGGAAAUUCUGGCGAACUGGGUGGGGCGGCGCUGGUUCCUCAGUCUCUACCAGUGGGCCAUCCUCAGUGCCGUGUGUCUCUCGGCGGCUGGGGACCGACUGACGGCACCAAAGGCUCAGCAUGAGCCGCCCCAGGGCGUGCGACAGACGGCUCUGAACGCGCUCUGGGAUCCGCAGCACCAGGACAGCAACAGCACGGCGCCUGCCGCCGCUCUCCUCGCUCUUUUGUCGGCUAUCUCCGAGGCCCGGGGCGACCCGAACGCCAUCUACCGCCUGCGGCUGGCCACCGAAGACCAGUGGCCCAUCUCACAAGACGUUCACUUACCGAACCUGUCGAACCAUCCCAACCAGAGAGAUGCUGCUCAGAGGGACAGCAAGUCCAACCAGUCGUCAUUUAAACCUCCGCGGCGCAACCCAAAAACAGAUAGAGGUCCAGCUAGGAGGUCUGAUGGGGAGAAACUUUCGGAGGAGCGUACGAGCGGAAAUAGGAAGUCGCGGACGACAACGGAGCCCGACAAAGGAGGUAGAGUCGUGAGCAAAAGGCGACAAAAACGAUACAGUGUGGAUGAGGAAGAGCAGUCUCACAGACCAGCCAGAUGGCAAAGAUCCGACAACCAUGACGACGGAGCUAGGGAAGUUAAUACAAUUCCACCUUCAGAUGAGAAAGUGGACCUCAACAUCGCAGAAAGCCGCAGCGAUUCAGACAUCACAGAGACGAACACGCAACAGCCAGCUGAAAGACGUGCCUACGUCACCCAUCGGCGCUUCAAAGAACAGCGCCCAGACGUGAAUGUUGAGUGGCCUCGAAGGAGCGACGUGGACUGGUCUCGAAAGGACUCGGUCGAGCAGAUGGAGAUGCGGGAGGACGGUUCGCUGGCAGAACGCCGUGAGGAUGCAGGACGAAGUGAUGACUGGACGGAGGGCGAUUCAAGGUUGACACGAAAGAGCGACACGGGAAGUGAGAAGGGCCGGACGCGCGCUGAUGGAAGAUGGUUACAAGAGUACAGCAGACACGAGGACUCGCCGAUAGAGAUGGAGCAGGACCAGGUAGCCGAUGAGUCGAUCGACAGAUCAAUCUACUUCCAGCCGGCGGAAGAGGACGAGUACUUCACCGAGGAGGACCAGACGACGGAGGAAAGUCAUCCGGGCGAGGACUACCUCACCACAACGGAGGAGUACCACUCCACCACGCAGAGGUAUCAACCACCGCCGGCCGAGUACCAUCCACCGCCGGCAGAGUACCAUCCACCGCCGGCCGAGUACCAGUCACCUCCGGCAGAGUACCAUCCACCACCGACCGAGUACGACUCACCGCCGAACCACCCUUCAACGAUCGAGCACCAUGGCGAACCGAGCGGUUACCACGCUCCAACCGAGCGUCAUCACCCUCCAGUCCAGUACCACCCCCCUCCCGUGGAAUAUCACCCAGUCCCCGAACAUGGUCUACCACCACCAGACGACUACCCGACCUAUCACCAUCCAGAGAAUGAGCACUUAGUCCAAGAGGGAUACAAUGCACCUCCUAAACACCACCUGCCUCCUGAGGAAUAUCCUCAUCCUCCUCAGGAACACCAUCCUCCUCGGCACUACCCUCCUCCUCCUGAUGCCUACCCCGCUCCAGCCGUCCCUUACCAAGUGGAACCCGAGUACAGUCCCGACUCGCCGUGCCGCCGGACGAGCGACGACCCGGACGGAGACUGUAUCCGAGGCGUGGCUGACAUCGACUACCCGACCCUUCAGAGCAUCCCGGAGACGAGCUUCAGCUGCCUGGGCCGGCCGCCCGGCUUCUACGCCGACAUGGAGACCGGGUGUCAGGUGUGGCACUACUGCACCAGUGACGGGCGACCGCAGUCGUUCCUUUGUACCACGGGCACCGUGUUCAGCCAGCUGCACCUCGUCUGUGACUGGUGGUUCAAGGUCGACUGCCCUCACUCAGACGCGUUCGAGCACGUUAACGAUCGACUGUAUCGGCCGGAGGAGUACUCCGCGUACCCGGGACAGUUCCGCGGCGACGGGCCGGACGGGGCUCCGGUAACCCUCCGUCUCGGCGGCAGGGAGCCAGUCAUCCCGCAUCACCCCACUGAGGGUCCGCGUCUGUUACCCCAUCAUCCCACCCAGGGUCCGCGUCUGUUACCCCAUCACCCAACCGAGGGUCCGCGUCUGAUACACCAUCAUCCAACUGAGGGUCCGCGCCUCUUACCCCAUCACCCAACUGAGGACCCUCAUCCUGCACUUCAUCACCCAACAGAGGGUCCGCGCCUCUUACCCCAUCACCCCACUGAGGGUCCGCGUCUCUUAACCCAUCAUUCUUCUGAACGUCCAAGUUUUCGUCAUCACCCUACCGAGGGUCCUCGCCUUGUCCCUCAUCAUGAAACCAGUGACUCUGCCCUUCGCUAUCCUGAGGAUGAAAGGAUUCCGCCUCAUCGCUUCGCGGAGCAAGAGGAUCACGUCCUGCAUCGACAUCCUUCAGAGGAACACAUCGUUCACCGCCAUCCAGAGGAAGCCUUUGAGGAAUAUCGACACCCAGGAGAACGACCCCUCCUUCACCGUCCGCCACAACGGGAGGUUAUCCCACAACGUUACAGGGAAGAGUCGACACAGGGGCCGCAUCUUCCCUAUAGCCAUGGAGAAGAGAGACCCGAGCCCUAUCAUUUGCCCGAAGGAGCACCCGAUUCCUAUCCUCACCCAGUAAGACAGGUAUCGCCCCAUGACCAACACCCACCAAGCCACUCGACACAUCACCCACGACCAGUAUAUCGAGCCCCUAUCCACCGCCCGCCCAACUACCCAACACGACCCACCCGUCCACCCACCCCCGCCCCGGUACACUGGGAAGAGCACAGCCCCUCUCCAGUGCACUGGGAGAGUCACGGCCCUCCUCCAUCCCACCACCACCAUCGUCCUGGUCCCGUCCCUGAGCACAGCUCCACUGGGUACAUCGCUAUCACGCCUGUAGCACCUCUGUACGCCCCUGCCGAGCCGGAGCACACCACGCGACCGUGGCCUACAGCCGUGCCGGCCGUGGUUGGUGCGUACGGUAGGCCGUGGGAGCCGCAGAGAACGCGUCAUGGACGGGGCGAGACGGAGGGUGUGGUGGUGGUGACCACUCCACGGCCGGUCAUCAGUCAUCGAGGCACCCCAGAACCGGCAGCGUACAGGGAGACAGCAGUAGAGGAGGAUGCGUACCACCAAGGAUAUCAUACGGCUCCGUCUGAAAGGGAGUACUACCAGCACAGGGAACAUCGCCCUCCCAGACUGUCCAGGCAGCCGGAACGACCUCCCCCUCACAGUCUGCGGCCGGUACCUCCUCCCCACGCCCCGCGGCACCGACCCCGCCCCACCCCAGCGCCGUACCCGGCCUCAGACCAGCACCCACCGUCUCUGGAAAGACCCCCCGCGGGAGGAGCGUACCACGGGCGGCAUCGUGAGCCACCUCCAGCCCCUGCAUCACCCCACCUACGGCAGAGCCGCCGCCUGCGCCGGAUGCCCCCACGGUACCGCGGAGACCGACAACCCCGGUACCGCCCUGUUUCGGUCAGCCGACGGCGCACCAGGCAGCUGACACAGAGGUCGCGUCAGGGAACGUCAGAAAGGUCACAGCAGCGGGAAUCAACACGAACGCGUCGGAAAACCACACCCAAGGAGCAUCACCAGCGCAGGGAUCAGCGACCUGGGCAGGUGACAUCAAGGUCCCUUCGCCCGCCCAGUCGGCCCCGCUCGAGGUCCGCGACGUCACACGGGUCCCGCUUUCCACCAGUGACGUCACCCCGGUCCCCAGUGACGUCCCCGCGGUCCCCAGUGACGUCCCCGCGGUCCCACUCCCCAUCAGUUACCACUCUCCGGUCCCGGUCUCUGGCCCUGCUGAAGGCGAAACAGCCCGAGUUUGGAGCACGGCUAUCAAGGCGACACAAAGGAUGAGGCUUGAAAUAUCGCGGAAGCGAGAAGCUGGGUGUGUGGUGUGAACAAGCAUUGCAUCGCAAGACGCCACAUACCCCUCAGAAUGAGUAAGCGUGUUAUCGUUCUAAGUGAUUACAACCCGUGCUUUCACGUUAUGUUGAUGUAUGGCCGCGAUCUGUACCUUCUUGUUCAUGUUGAACGUCCUUCGUCGGGGCACGCGCUGUACAUUUCUCAAGCUGUUACGGUAAAUGAAUGACAUUCCUUUUUUGUCUCGCGAGCAUGUGUUCAUCGCGCAAAGAUGCGCUGGAGAAGAGGUCAGAGGAUUUGCUCAGUAUCUGUUGUUAUUGUUACCUAGCUUAGACAUCGCUGGAUAAAGUCAAUACACGUGAUUCACAUGACGGUUUAU
This is a messenger RNA of Amphibalanus amphitrite, 4321 nucleotides long. Its product is annotated as atrophin-1-like. The transcript is spliced from 4 exons. Gene Ontology annotation, molecular function: chitin binding. The record is from RefSeq and is a predicted model, not a curated record. The coding region runs from base 1 to 3936 and encodes 1311 amino acids. Gene Ontology annotation, cellular component: extracellular region. Lineage: Eukaryota; Metazoa; Arthropoda; Thecostraca; Balanomorpha; Balanidae.